AUGCUCUCGACUUCGCAACUUGCCUCGCCUCGUGCAAGGCUGCUCCUCGCCCGCAAUGCCCUCAACUCCAGCCCCUCGACAGCCGCUCAGCAGAGCCGACAGUUCUGCGGCUUCGACUUGGGACGUCGCCGCCACCGCGUCUAUGCCUUCAAGUACCUCGUCUCCCUCAACAGACGCCUAGCAUGGGAGAAUCCCAAGUCGGGGAGCCUCAAGGCGGCUGCCUCCUCCACUGGUUCUCCUAGUUCUACUGGGAAAUAUACCGACCUCAAGGACGUCAAGUCGUGGUCGGAUGACCUGUCGGGGGCCCGUCCCGGCCGCAGCAUCGAGGACGUUGAACGAGACGCCAUCAACCAUCUGUUCCACAAGGACGACAAUGUCUGGACGCCAUUGCAAAACAUUCGAAACUACUUGCACUCGAGCCUCCACUCUGAUAAGGUCACUGCGGAGAGCGUGUUGAGAGCCACAACCGACGACAGCCUCAACUUCAUUGAUCCCAUCACCAACCGUCGAGUGUCACCCGCAGAGCACGGCAAGUACUCGGCUACCAAGUUCGAUGAUCCCAACGCGCCUCGAAAGUUGACACCCGAGGAAGAGUCCAAGCAGUACACCGAUCUCGGCGACUACAAACCCUCCAAGUGGAACGAGCCGGACGGGCUGCCUCAGCUGACUCCCGAGGAGCGUUCCAAGAUAUACGGAGACUUGCCCGAGUACUCGAAAAUGAAGAUUGACAACCCGAAUGCGCCCCGAAAGCUGACGCCCGAGGAAGAGUCCAAGAACUACGAUGACUUGGACAAGUACAAAUCCGUAACCUGGAAUGAGCCGGACGGGCUUCCACAGCUCACUCCCGAAGAGAAGUCGAAGCUGUACGAAGAUCUGGACCGAUACGGUCCGGUCCAGUGGAACGAGCCGAAUGGCCUGCAAGAGAGGUCGCAGGAGGAAAAGUCCAAGGACUACCAGGACCUACACAAGUAUGGCCCGGCAACUUUUGACGAACCCGACGGCCUUCGGCGCCUGACGCCAGAGGAAAAGUCGAAGAACUACACAGACCUUCACGCAUACGGCGGCCCCUUUACCUGCAGGGAAUCCGUGCUCAAGGACUACGAGGCCCUCCAGAACGACCCCACGCCCAAGGCUGAGCCGAUUCCCGCCAAGGUCCAGGUGCGGGACACCGCCACGGCUCAAUAUGACGACCUGGACCAGUAUGGCCCUGUGCGUUGGCAUGAGCCCGAUGGUCUCCGCCCAUUGACCGCCGAGGAGCUUUCCAAGGACUACGAGGACCUCCACAUGUACUCGCAAUUCCCCAACGCCGGCCCCAAGACUGCUCGCGUGCAUCCAGAAGAGGCAUCAAAGGCAUACCAAGACCUGCCCCAAUACUCGGCGUUCCCGAAUGCUGGGCCAAAGGUUGAGAGAGUGCACCCCGAAGAAGCGUCCAAGAACUACAAGGACCUUCCUGGCUAUGCCGUUGACGGGUUCGUAGAGCCGGCGAAGACGCGUCACAUCCACCCCGAGGAGCUUACCAAGAACUACGCCGACUUGGGCACGUAUGAGCCGCAGAGCUUUGAGUCUCCCGACAAGCCAUACCCCAUGCACCCCGAGCAGGCGUCCAAGGCAUACAAGGAUCUCCAUGGCUACAAUGCAAGCUCUCCGGACGUGGAGAUUGAGGAGGCUUCGGAUGUCGUUGCUGCCAGCCUGCGAGAGUAUGACGCCAAGGAGAAGCUGCAGGCGGAUAUGGCAGCUUCUGGUGCUAUCCAUCACGGAAGCAGCAUGGAGGAGGUGGAGAGAGCUCUGGAGUCACUGACAGCGGAUGAUAUCCGAAGCCAGGUGCUGAGCAGGGUCGCCAUGGCUGCCAAGGAAGAGGAAGAAGCGCCCGAGAUGGAGAUGAGUUCCAUGGAUGAGAGUUUUCCCAGUGAGUUGUCGAAGUCCGAAUCCGAGCCGAUCGAAGGCAUCACCCGCAAGCUGGCCGAACUGCGCGCCGAGAAGGACCCGUACUCUAACGAUCCAAAGGGACUAGAAACAAGCUAUUCUGAGGAGUGUGGUGACGUGACACCGGAGAUCCUGGCCAAGCAUUACGAGUCCAUACCCCCCACGGCGACGUUGACGGUGAGAUAUCCAGGCCAGCCGGUCCAGUACAAGAUCCUCGCCUACGACGCGUCCACCCAGUCUGUCAGCGUUGCCGAGACCACAUCCGACGAUGCUGACGCUUCUGCGCCUCCCAAGCUGACGGACGUGCUGCUGCAGCUGUCGCACGCGGCCAAGUUUCUCCCUUACUUCAAGCCCCUGCAGGAGCAAGGCUACGACAUUGUAUCGGGCGGAGGCGACGUGCUCAUUUUCCGUAAGACGCGGCCGGCCGUGGCCAACGCCAGUGAUCUCCCCUGCGAUGCUCCCAGCAACCCGGCCCGCGUCAACCCCGUGGACAUGAUGGGACAGUCCGUGGCGGGCAACUUUGCCAGUCCCACCGGCUUCGUUAACUACGACAGCCUCGAGGACAGCCACGUGAAGCCGGCACCGCCCCUGGGCACCAGCCAGCAGACGCGCAGAGACGAGGCAGAGCGGAUGAGACCGGCCUCUCCAGAGAAGAAGAGGAGGAGCUUUGGCAAGAAGGUGGUGAUGGGCACGGUCUGGGUGGGCGGAGCGGCGUAUGCCGUGGGAGCGUUGGCGGAACACUUCUCCGCUGCUGGCAAAUAG
Molecule: messenger RNA, 2685 nt
Organism: Trichoderma citrinoviride
Lineage: Eukaryota; Fungi; Ascomycota; Sordariomycetes; Hypocreales; Hypocreaceae
Exons: 1
Coding region: 1-2685 (894 amino acids)
Source: RefSeq, a predicted model, not a curated record